AAAAAAUAUUAUUAUUGAAAAAUCGUGAGGUGUAAUACAUCACAACAACAAUGUUAAAAAUUAUCACUAUAAGUUGCGUUAUCGUAGCCAUUUCCCUCAACUUCCCAAAUGUAAAAGGUUUUAAUCCGUUACCUCCCAAUCUAUUACCGUAUAUUAUACCAAGACAACCUUCAUUUAAUCCUCCAAUAAACAGUGAUCCUCUGAAAAUUAAUCCUCCAGUAGACAGUGACAUUCCAAAUCUUAAAAGUGAUGCAUCAAACGUAAACCUUGGCAUUGAAAAUAUUUUAAAAGAAUACCUAAAAAAAGUUCAGACCGAUAAUGCUUCAUGCAUUAAACUCUUUCUCAAAGGACGUGAGACUAUCAUUCAAUUGUCAUCGGCUUUUAAUUCCUGCUUAAGAAAUAGAAAUGAAACGCUUUCAGUCAAUACAAACAUAAAAAGAUUGAGCGAUCUGGCAAGUAAUGUGCAAAAAGGUCUAACGAAAGAUGUGGAUGAUACGUUACAAUAUCUGCAGAAACCUCUCAAUCUAACUUCGUUCCUCAAUAUAAUAAACAGAGGCUUAGCUGAUGUCGAUGGACUUCUUGGCAUUGCAAUAUCUGAAAUUCUUACGGUUUAUCCCUUCAAUUUGAUCCCUCUUCUCCCUGAUGUAAUAAGAUGUUACGAAAAUUUAUCUCAUCAAUUUAACCUUGAAUAUUUCUGUGGACUUCUCGCCGAUACGGGACAUUGCAUUCAAAGCAUUAUGCAAAUAUUCACAUAAAUUAUUCAAUUAAUAUGUGAGCGCUCACUCUAUAUUACUGCACUAUAUAUAUAUUAUUAUAGAUACAUAUUAUUGUUAUGAAUGUUAUGAUCAAGAUUCUUUUCUUUAUAAUAUGCAAAGCACUAUAAGUAAUAAUAUGCACAUAUUUUCAAAAAUGUAAACAGUUAAUAAAUAGCAUUAAAAAAUA
This is a messenger RNA of Cataglyphis hispanica, 942 nucleotides long. RefSeq lists its product as uncharacterized. The transcript has 4 exons. Bases 51 to 755 code for a protein of 234 amino acids. The record is from RefSeq and is a predicted model, not a curated record. NCBI's taxonomy places the organism in Eukaryota, Metazoa, Arthropoda, Insecta, Hymenoptera, Formicidae.